Molecule: messenger RNA, 4650 nt
Organism: Aspergillus heteromorphus CBS 117.55
Lineage: Eukaryota; Fungi; Ascomycota; Eurotiomycetes; Eurotiales; Aspergillaceae
Exons: 4
Coding region: 1-4650 (1549 amino acids)
Source: RefSeq, a predicted model, not a curated record
AUGUUCGAUGCCCAAUCCGAUGGUCUUUCAUCCACCCUGGCUUAUGUGACCUACCCAGAUCCUUCAUCCACCCAGGCAACUGCACCAUGUGAAGCCGCGCCUCCAUCUGCGACCCCUAGCAUGUCCCCCAUGCUGUUCUCUGCCGACGCAAUGGCGGGUCGCACCGUAGGUGAGUCCGGCGACGUGGAUCACCCGAUUUCGCGAAUGGCAGCUCCCAUCCGCUCCCAGGACGGACAUUCCCAGGAAACCAACCGUCCCACCAUGCCCACGGAGCAGCCCCAGGUAUCCUUUGAGGAGUUGGCCGUUCGCUAUCGUCAAAAUCAACACAAACAGACCUCUCGGAAGAGACUGGAAAACCGUCUCCAUGCCCUCAAGGUCUCCAUGGGCGUCUCCGCGCGCUUGCUCCGCGUCGGAUCCGUCGUCCAGCGCGGCUUGGUCGACCGACUCAAGCACGACGACAAGGUCAAUUUCAUUGCUCUCUACCAUACCAUGGCUGAUCUUCAGGAAUCGUGUGAUUCCGCUUUCCGGCGCCACUUUCACCGGCAGGAUCCGUUGGAAGAAUGGUCGCCCAUUCGCGAGUCCGCCGUGGACCAUUCUCCGGACUUUUUCCUUCAAUUGAGCCCCCAGUCCCGGACCGACCUGGUGGAAAUCCUUCACUUAGUCCGUACCGACCCUCAAUUCAUUCUUGACAGGCUGUACAGCCUGGCCCCGGCCCAGCUCGCAGCACUGGUCUCAUCCGCAGGCCCCUCAGGGGACCCCAGUGAUAUCUCGUUCCAUUCGGCGUCACGUUCCCGGAAUCCUUCCUCGUUUUCAAAGCGCGUCUCUGCUUCUACCCUCCCUUUCAAGGAUCGCGUCUUGGCUUUUGAACGAACGGAUGCCUUGUCUAUUUUGCUCUUCAACGUUUAUGCAUCCCCUCUGGAUUCUGAUGCUCCUGAAGCACAGCUUCGCUUGGAUGUUUGGUCUUCUGUCUGUGCAAAGCUCAUCACCGAUGGUGGCAGCAGAUACUAUCCCCUGAUCGGCCAGAUUCUGGGCUCCUGGGCCACAGGGAGUGAUUGGAAAGCGAAGCCCAAGUUCGAGCUCUAUCUGAUGGACAUCCUGCAAACGGGCGCUUUCCUCCUGGAGCAUUUAGAUACCCCUCCUGGAGUGAGUUUCGAUGCGGAUCCUCCAGACCCCUUGAAGACGGAUGUGGCCGAGGAAUUCUUCGCGUCCGCGGUAGAUGCCUUGUUCCAGCUUUUGGAUGACCCAGAUGGAGGGUUUCCACAUGCGGUGAUGCAACUGGGCUGUGCCAUCCUCCAGAAACUAGACCACCAGGAUGGUCGUGACCGUUUCCUCGAGUUCUUGUUUGUUCAGUGGUUCUUCUCCAAGUUUCUCUAUGGCGCACUGACCUACCCGGAGGCCCAUGGUCUUCUGCUCGACUUCCAUAUCAGAAAUGAUGCCAGAGAGAAACUCCUCGGACAGGUCGGCCUCCGCGCGUACUCGCAAGUCUUCGCUGUUCUUCGUUCCAUGCACCACGUUUACAUGAUCCGUCCCACAGUGAGGCAGCACGUUGAGAACAUGCUCUGCAGAUACAGAAGCGCGAACACCGGUGUUCAAUCCUUUCCCCGCACGACAUACACGACAGGACGAGAAUCACCUGCUGCAUUCCUCAUGCUCUCUGCUGCUGACAUUGUCGCCCUGCUGAACGCACUUUUCCCUAGAUCGCCUGCUUCCGCUUGUAGCUCUCCGCUUUCGUCCUCGGGGAUGCCCUCAUCUCCUGUCAGUUCUUUGGCUGCUCGUUCAGACCGUUCCAUAGCAUCCAUCCUUGAGCCUGGGUUUUUCAAGCCUGUGCCCGAUCACAAUGCUGCGCGUGUUCCCCACGUCCAGAGUCUCUUCCCCGCUGACAUGGCUUUCCUGUCGCUACCGGAGAAUUGUAUGAGCCGCAAUGCCGAUAGGAUCCGCUUUGAGCUGUCAGACCUGAGUGAGCCGGAUGGCCGUACCACUCUGGAGCAACCCGCAGCGGAAGAAUGGUCCAUCUUCUCCAUGUCACAGCGUGGGAAACGCCUGACCUGGGGCCUUUUUCCUGAGGAUGGCCAGUUCAACUUCCCGGACACCGCCUCAGUGGAUGACGCUCAGUCCACAACCUUGGGCAUGGAGGACAACUUUGAGGCUCUUCAAACAGCCAUCGUGAAGUUGAUUCAAGACAAUCCUGCUGAUGAUUGUGCAGAGUACGGCUUCACGGACCCCGAUGCCUGUUCCGAGACAGGCAAUACCUCCCUCAAACAACGGUUCGAUAGGGCCAUGGAACAUUGCCAUCAUGACUCUGAUUUCAUCGGCGCUCAUUACUGGUGGAAUGCCGGCCGGCAGCUGCUUCGCAGCGUCGCAAGCUCGCAAUCCCGACGCGCAGACGACUCGUGGAUCCUUGAACCGAUGCACGCCUCUUGUGUCCGCUCACUCGCCACGUCACGAGUGGUCAUUGAACGAUGUGAAUCCGACUUUGUUGCCUUGAACAGACAUGCGCAACGACUGCAAAGAUCGAUCAAGGAAAUGAUGACCACCGUGGCCAAGCUGCGAGACAAGAUGUGGUACAUGACCGACGUCCGGAACUCGAUGCGGUACGAAGAUGCCAAACACGUCGCGCUGGCCCUGAAGACCAUGAUCUAUUCUGCUCGCCUUUACAAACAGGCCCCCAACGAAGGCCGCUCUCGCGGCAGUACGAGGUCAUUCGGGAGCUCUCUCCUUCAGAAGCCAGAGCUGCAAGUCAUGAACAUCAUGAAAGCGCCGAGCAGCCAGGGCGGCCCGAACAAACUUUCGGAUGAGCAGGUGGAUUUGAUCCGCAAAUGGCUCUCGCACAACAACAUUGACAACUUCUGCAAAGGUGAAGAGCGAAUCCAUCGAUUCUGCUAUGAGGUCAAGGCCAGUAUCAACCGGCUAGUUGGGGAGAGCAUGGCAGAAACCCCCGUUUUGUGGGCCAGCGAAUUGUAUCAUAAGGAGCGGGCCAAGUAUGAGGGCUCCAGCAACCGGGGGCUUCUGAGCCUCUCCUCGAGCCUACGACCGUUCGGCGCCUCCAGCGAAGACUCUGCAUACGCCUCGCAGGCGUAUGGCAGCACUCGCCCAUCAGACACCGCCUCGAAGUUCUCGCAGGAUCUUCCGCCGUUGAAUCGUAAAUCAUCCUUCCAGAGUGUGAUUUCCGACAAGUGGAGAGUUCCUCGGGAUCCUUCUAUCGCGGAUACGUCUUCAAUCGGUGGCUCUCCGGGAAGGGCCGCCUCGACUACCACCGGCGACUCGUACAGCACCUUUUGGUCGACGCCCCAGCCUGCACAUUAUGCCCCCAGCACCUCCAGCUUCUACUCCCGACCCCCCUCGAUGUUCGGUGACAAUGGCGCCCCGCCGCCGCGUCGUAAUGAUCGCAAGACGCACGGCAAAGCAGCGUUCCUCGAAGACCUGAAACAGACGCUGACUAGCCUGCUUUUAAGUGACCUUGGCUCCCCAGUGUGGAGCUGUGGAAGUGAAACCGACGCCUGGUUCGAAAAUGCGUUGGACCAGAAAAGGAUCCAGACGCAGAUGAAGAAGCGGGCUCGUAUUCAGCGAUUUUACACUCAGUGUGAUGAGCGGCUCGUUCAUCAGAGCAUCCAUCGCACUCCAUCGGACCGUCGGCGAAGCAAAUCCUUGGAGUCGUCCGAGCGGGCUACGCUCGGCGACGCCGAGACUCCAUCCUCUGCGGCCGAUACUGCGGGGGAGCCAAAUGAUGCAUUGCAGUUCUCGUAUGGAUCGGUCUUCCGGCGCCUGAUCGAGGUGUUCUCCCGGCACGGGAACCCCUUUGUCAAGUUGAAGGCGUUGCGAGACCUGCGGGCAUUGGUCGUUGCUUCGUUGAACUCCGCCAACGAGGAUACCUGCAAGUUCGAUGCCACUGAGGAGACUACUCUCCCCCGCGGCCGUAACCCAGGGCUCCAGGGCAAGAGAAGCGCGCGCCACAGCUUCUCCGACUCCCAGGCCAAGCGGAGUCAUAGCCACAACCUUCCUCACUCCCCUAUCUCUCCUGCCGCCGAGUCGGUCAUCUUUGACUCGCGGCCUUCCGAUUACUGUGCGCCCACAGAGACGCAGAUUGUGGAUGCACUGCGUGACCUCCUGCUGGAGGUGAAGCCCAAGACCCUUUUCCGGGAUCUACAGUUCAUCUCCGCCUUUGUACCUGGGGAGACGCUAAACAAGACCGACAGCGGAACUGCGUUCUUGCAGUUUGGUUUGGCGGCGCUGAGUCUCAAGGAUGAGAUCUGCAACAGCAUGGUCGAGAUUGCCGACAACAUCGUGUCGCAGGAGCUCAGCCGCCGUCAUCCUCCCCCCGGCCACGACACCACUGCCCGGACCGGGCAUGCCAUUGAAGAUGCCGCGGGCAUGUGGAUCAUCACUGCCAAGGAAGGCAAUCCAGUGGCCCAGCGCGAGCUGGCCAUUCUCUACCUCACCCAUCCCGAACUCCUGCCGCGCGUGACGCUGCCACUUACCCUCCUGCGAGACACAUUCAAGGCGGAGAUGAUGUAUCGCCGCGACAAGGAUUCCAAGUCCGACCCGCAAAGCAUGUGCCUGGCGCUGCACUGGAUGCAGCUGUCGGCAAAUGGCGGCGACGAGCUCGCGCGGAAUCGGCUUCGCGAGCGGGAGGAGUUCGAGUCUAUUGCAUAA